Messenger RNA from Mixia osmundae IAM 14324, 3753 nucleotides. RefSeq lists its product as uncharacterized. NCBI's taxonomy places the organism in Eukaryota, Fungi, Basidiomycota, Mixiomycetes, Mixiales, Mixiaceae. The record is from RefSeq and is a predicted model, not a curated record. The transcript has 3 exons. Gene Ontology annotation, molecular function: protein binding. Bases 1 to 3753 code for a protein of 1250 amino acids.
AUGGUCUCGGGCAGCCCGAUGGAUCAACGACUGGACCAGUUCAGAUCCAGCCCGGCGCCCUCUGGCAGCGCUGGUUCCUCCUCUGCUUCGGUCUACCACGACUCUCUCGCGCAGAGUGAGGCCAUGAGCAGAAGCAAUUCGCUUCAGCGUUCGAGAUCGGGCGGGAUGCUUGCUGUCGAUACUCAGCGCACGCCCGAAGAGCAUGAGCCUGGCCAGCUAGGCUCAAGUCACCUCGCCUCGCCUUCACCCUCGAUGCAGAGUCAGUCGCACAACUCACAGACGACAGACGACGAGGACGACGAAUCGGAGGAUCAGGCGGGCACGACUGUACACAGCGCGCGAGAGGUCGAGGUCGACCGUAUCAGCCGUCGUCUGAGCAGGCGAAUCCACACGCACUCCCAAUCGCACGGAAGCAGCUCCACGCCUCUGAGCGCAACAGAACCGCCGUCAGCUGGCCGUGCCGGUGAGAGCGCCGAAGAGGAAAGCGGCGAAGAAUCGACCGUGGAGGUGGAAGAAGAUGAGGACGAGGAGGAAGAUGGCGAUUACCGAAAGCGUAUCACACUGCCGGCACUUGCGACCCCGACUGCUAGCAUGGCUACACCCUGGCCUUUUGGUGCCAUCUUACACAACGCGAACACCGCAGACGACGAUGACGAGGAGAUCAUCGCCGCUUCUCAGGACGAAACGUCUCGCGAACCGUCAACCCCCGUCCUCGAUUACCGAGCUACGCGCGCAGCACACUCCAACACUGGCGGAUCCUCACGCCGGCGCGUUGCAGAUCCUCUGCUUGACGGUGAUGAUUCGACGAGCGUUGACUUUGAGCGUGAUGAGGAAUUCGAAGACGAAGAAAACAGCAGGCCUACUGCAGCUACUCGGCAGCGUCGGCGCAACACCCUCCGUGCGGGAGAAGCUAGAACGCUCUCUCUCGAGGCAGCAAGCGGUAUGAGCACAUCAGAGACGUCAUCGCCCGCUGUCUCGCCGUCUACGACAACAACUACGAUUCCUGGCGAGGAAGAGAUGAACAAGCGCUCAGAGGACUUUGACGAGAUGAGCAUGGUCCUUGCCGGAGCCGAAGGUGCCAACGGUCAGAUCACUGAUCCUGCCAAGCUGCCGCAUGAGAUCUUGCUCGCCAUCCUGCGAUUGGUGACCUCGACGAAGGAUCUCCAAUCUUGCCUCCUCGUCUGCAAAUCUUGGUGCCAGUGCGGCGUUGAGCUGCUCUGGCAUCGACCCAUGUUCGCUCGCGUGACGUCUUUGCUCAAGAUGCUCGUCAUUCUUCGUUGGCCGAAGCAGACGUUUCACUACUCGAGCUUCGUCCGCAAGCUCAAUUUCUCGACCCUUGCUUCGGACAUGUCGGAUCAGAUCCUGUCUCGCAUAGCAUGCUGCGAGCGACUCGAGCGACUGACUCUCAUCAAUUGCACCGAAAUAACAGACAACAGUCUCGCCACUGUUCUCUCACAUUGUCACAACAUUGUCGCGCUUGAUCUGACAGACUGCAAGCUCAUCACAGACAAAAGUAUCCUCGUCGCAGCUCGUCAUCUCAGUCGUCUGCAAGGUGUCAAUCUGGGCGGUUGCAAAGAACUCACAGACAUUUCUCUCAAUCAGCUUGCGCUGAAUUGUAGACUGCUGCGCCGGGUCAAGCUGCGACAUUUGCAGAAUAUCAGCUGCGUCCCGAUUGUCCUCUUCUCGCAAAAUUGUCCACUCCUGCUCGAAGUCGACACCUUGUCGUGCCCUCAAAUAUCGGACGCUUCGCUUUGGGCGCUCUGGCGCUAUUCUACUCAUCUGCGCGAGCUCAGUCUCAACUACUGCGUCAACAUCACCGAUGCUGCUUUCCCGAUCCGUCACGGGCCUUCGCCAUCUCGGCUGUUCAUCGGCGAAGCAGGAGCUUACCUGGCCCGCGAGGAAGCCCUGCGUCAAGACCAGCUAGACCUGAUCGGUCCAUUAGCCGAACGAGCUUACGAGUCUGUCACUACAGCACCCCAAGCAGAAGUCGAGGCCGUCACAGACGCUGUCCUGUCAGAGUACACAAAGCUCCAAUCUGUCGUGCCGCCGCCUGCGGUUGCCCUUGGUAACCACUCUGUCGAGUCUUUUCGAGGUCGAGGAGAGCAGAGCGGUAGCCCUGGAACGCAGCCAGCUCCGCAUUCCCGUUCCCAGGGCGCACGAGACGGCCGAAGCAACGCAAGACCGACGACAUCGUUUGGUCUGCCCAUGGUACACAUUACCUCCAAGAACUUCGAACAUCUGCGUUAUCUCGACAUGACCGGUCUCAACAAGAUCACAGACGCCGCCAUUGCAUCCAUCGUCGCUAAUAUGCCCCGCAUUCGCAAUCUGAUACUCUGCAAAUGUACCAAUUUGACUGACGAAAGCAUCUAUAGCAUCUGCAAGCUGGGCAAGCAUCUACAAUUCCUGCACUUGGGUCAUGUCGGCAGACUAACAGAUAGUGCCAUCACAAUGCUGACUCGCCGCUGCACACGCCUUCGCUACAUCGAUGUCGCCUGCUGUCCUUUGCUGACGGAUAUGAGCGUUCAAGAGAUGGCCGCGGGUCUGACCAAGCUCAAGCGCAUCGGCCUCGUUAGGGUCACCAAUUUGACUGAUCUGGCCAUCUCGGCACUCAUGCAGCGAUCUUCGCUCGAGAGGGUGCAUCUGUCCUACUGUGAGAACAUCAGCGUGCCUGCGAUCCACGCGCUUCUGCAGCAGCUGCGCCGUCUCACCCAUCUCAGCCUGACCGGCGUUCCUGCUUUCCGUCGGCCAGAGCUUCAGCUGUUCUGUCGCUCGCCGCCGGACGGCUUCAAUACCCACCAACGACAGGCUUUCUGUGUCUACUCUGGAGAGGGCGUGCGUCAGCUCCGAGAUCACCUUGCUCGUACUACUGGCAGCGUUGGUCAGCUCGCCGCCUUUGGUCAACGCGAGCGACACAUGGAUCGCAUGGGCGAUCGUGUAGAGCGCUUUCACGGCGAUCUCGCAGAGCGCAUACAUGCCGAACGAGCUCAGGCCGAACGUUUCAACCUGAACCUGGAACGCACACAGAGCGACCUCACGAUGCGACGAGAGCUGGGCGCGAUGCAGCUCGAUAACGGCGAUCGAGCAGAAAUGGAGGAGGAUGACCAAACUAUCUUGCUACGAGGCGAGCUGGAUGGUCGCGGACGUCCCGAUGAUGCGAUGCGCUUCGACCCUGCGCAGACAGACCUGUUGCGUGUCAGGCUGCAAGAGCAUCGACUCGCAGCUGAAGCGGUCGCUCAAGCUGCAACAACCGCGCCGCCAAACGGUCCUCAAGCACCGCGUGACUUUCGCUUCCUUGGUCCACCUCUGCAUAUGCCCGGGCCCGUCCAACUCGCCGCGCAAAGAGAUGCCGAGCCUGCCGGCAAUCGACAAGUGAUGACGGAGGGGCAGCAGCGAGAUCAUUUUGCGAACGUCCAGCGUGUCUUUCAGCGCCUGCCUUUACGCGAACAAGAGCCGAUGCCCGGAUAUCUACCCAACAGUAUUCGAGAGACGAGUCAAGGCUUCCCCGAAUAUCGCUUUCUGGACUUAGCAGGCCGCGGCAGCCUCGAUCUACCGGAUGCAACACUAUCUCGCGAUACUGCCCCGUCUAGCAGUCGAGACAUCUGGCAGGGUACAACAGCGCAACAGCAAGCGCAUCUGGCUAUGCUGCAGCAGCGCCACGCACAGGGUCACGAGCCGGGUCGUGCUCAACAGGAUGCAGACGACGAAGAUGAUUUUGAAGAUGACGAGGGUCGCCUUAUGGACCUUGACCGUUGA